Messenger RNA from Fimicolochytrium jonesii, 1905 nucleotides. Its product is annotated as tumor suppressor, Mitostatin-domain-containing protein. NCBI's taxonomy places the organism in Eukaryota, Fungi, Chytridiomycota, Chytridiomycetes, Spizellomycetales, Powellomycetaceae. The record is from RefSeq and is a predicted model, not a curated record. The coding region runs from base 86 to 1693 and encodes 535 amino acids. The transcript is spliced from 7 exons.
CCUCCUUCUCGGCUAUAUCCCGCGUGUUCCGCUUGCGUCCUCCUCCUGUCGUCGCUUCACGCACACUCCCCACCACUUAUCCGUAAUGCCAUACCACUCAAAUGCAGGUGGAGGCGUUUCCGUCUCCACAGCAAAUCACCUGCCACCGCGUUCAGCUCUACCCACAUUCAAAUCUCUCCAGCGUGGAAGGAAUGCGGCGGGUAGAAACACCGGUGGUCCCCAUAUUACUGUCAUCACAAGGGAUAAUAUUAGGACCCUCAGACCCCAUCCGGAUGAUAUGAAAGUCGAUCUCGGGCCCCAGGGGCAGGUCGGCUAUAGGGAGGCCGUUGUCGUUGGGAGGCACGAGUUGGAUAGGCUUGAGCGCUAUACAACAGGCUCCACACAAGCAGACCUCGCCGCACAAGCUGCCUCGCAACAACAGCACCGGAUCCUCGCUGCUGAAGCGUCCAAGCAACGCAAGGCCAAAAUGGAAGCAUACGACCACACACGCACGUCAAACGCCAAACUGUCUGAAUUGGAAGCGGAGGCCAAAGCACGCGCGAACCAUUUAUUGGCCAAGGCACAGUUACAGAUUGAGGAACAGGAGGAUGAGAUUAAGCAUAUGAAUGAGUUGAUGCUUUAUGCAAAGUGUGUCGCGAUUAGGGAUCGGCAGGUCGAUGAGAAGCAAAUCAUCAAAAACGAGCGAAAAGCCGAGGAAGCCCGAAUGGACGCGAUGAUGGAGGCUGUGCGUGUUGAUGAGCUGCGAAAACUGGAGGAAAGGGAGGUCAAGCGGAUUCAGGAGAUGCGCAAGGGCGCCGCAACCAUCCGGUCCCAAAUCACCGAACGCGCCGAAGCAGCCCUCCUCGAAACCGAGCGUCGCGAGCAGGAGACGAAAUCCAUCCUCGCGGCCAUGGCGGCCCGGACCCUACAAGAUUCUGUGGAAAAAGCAGCCAAAAUGGAACACCAAAAACAGAUGCGCUUACAGGUGGUGCAGGCUAACCAGGAGAGCCUGGAGCGCAAGAAGGAGGAGAAGCGCAAGGAGGAGGAGGAGGAUCGGAAGGUACUUGAAUACAUUAUCGAAAAGGAGGAGCGGGAGAAGGAGAAUGAUCGACUCGCGAGGGAAAAGAAGGCGGAGAGGGAGAAGGAGUUGGCGAGGUUGAGGGCGGCGCAGGAGAAGAUGUCUGACAAGCAAGCCGCCCAGGACGCCCUCCGCGCGCGCCGCGCCGCCGAAGCCUACGAGCGCGACUACCGCUCCAAAAUCCUCCUAGAAACGCAGCGCCAACAACUUGCCGAACAAGCCCUCCGCGAAUCCCGCGCGACCCAGCAGGCGGCGCGUCACCAUGCGAUUGCAGUCGAGGCGCAUAAGAUGAGAGAGGAGUUUGAGGAGAAUUUGAGUAGGCAGAAGGAGGCAGAGGAGAAGGUCAGAGUGGCGGAGGUGGAGAGGGGGAAGAGGAAUAGGGGUUAUGCGCUGGGGCUGAAGGCUCAGAUUGAUGAGAAAGAGCAACUCCGCCGAAAGCAGCGCGAGGAGUUUUUCAUGGAAGGCAUCCGGCUCGCCAAGGAGCGCGCGGAGAAGGCAAGGAAAAUUGAGGCGAUCAAGAUGCGGAAACUGCAGGAACUUGAAGCCAUUGGCGUCCCCGAAAAAUACUGCAAAGAAGUCGACCGCAAAGUGCAUGCGCCUGUCGACAAGAACAUGUUUAGUAACGCUCGCAAAUAAGCUCGAACUCUAUGGUUUGCGCUUGGCCUGUGGGCAACGGACAUAUCAUGUUUUCUUUGUUGGGAGUCCCUCUUUGGUACCAUCCCACUUGCUUCGUAUUGUAAUUGCGCAUCUGGUGUCCACAUCAUCCUCGCAUAUGGGAUUAUCGUAAGAAUGUUCACAGCGGGGAGUGUGUUCGCUAGAAUACAGUACAACAAUGAACGAUGAUAGGU